UUAUCAAUAAUAUUAUGUUAAUAACAAAUAUAUGAUUAAUGAUUAUUAUAAUCGAAUUCGCAACAUUUGUAAUUCGUUUUAAUUACGAUUACUAUUCAUUCAACGGCGGUAAUCGAGUUAUCUGAAUCGAGUUGUCCGAAUUCGAUGUAGUUCUCUGUUCGUCUUCCUAUAUAGUCCGACUUAAAAAAUUAUUCUUAAAAAAAUAAAAUAAAUAGAAGGGUCUUCCUCCCCCUCCCCCAAUCUCUCUAUAAUAACGAUUCUUUUUCCGGCGGAUUAGUUUCUUGAAUUGGAUCGAUUUAUUUGAUCGAAAUUGUUGAGGUUGUAAGAGAUUUUUUUAUUACUUGGGGAGGGAUUCCAGCUUAUGUGUGAAUCGAAGGUGGCGAACCGACAGGACAGCGGCUAUGGCAGAUCUCCGGCGACCGGAAGAGGAUCGGAAGGGGAGGUAGCGGCGGGAGGCGGCGGUCCCAAUCUGUCGUAUUUUUACAUGCAACAGCAACAGCAACAGCAGCAGCAACAGGAUUAUCUGCUGUCGGCCGUGGUGGCGCCGGCGGCGCCGAUCAUUUCGCCGCGCAGUCAGUCACGUGAUAUGUCGGCGAUGGUGACCGCGCUGACGCACGUGGUGUCGGGGCAGCGGCAGGGCGGUGGUGUUCUUGAUAAUACGUCGACGUUUGGUGGUUUGGGUAGCUUUAUACCCUCCGCUGGCGUCGACUCGCCUUCCCCUGUUUACUCUUCUUCCAGCUCCGGCUCCCUCGCCGGCCAGAAAAGAAGGCGCGAUCAAGACGACGUCGUUUCGCAGUUUGCUGAUCGGAAUCGGGCCGGCGGCUAUGGCGGAUUCGGAGAAUCCCUGUCUUCUCUCAAAUCUGGUAUCGUUUUAUAUCCAAUUUUGCCGUCAAUUUUGCGGAGAAAUAAAAACCCUAAUUUAAUUUCAGUUCCCCCAAUUUCAGAAACGGAAAUCAGAGCUGCAACUAUGUCAUCCUCCGCCGCCGGUGAACCUCAAGAACCCUCAAUUCCGGCGCCGGACGACCAAUCCGGCGAACGGAGAAGAAAAUACAGAGGUGUCCGGCAGCGGCCGUGGGGGAAAUGGGCGGCGGAGAUCAGAGAUCCUCAGAAGGCCGCCAGAGUCUGGCUCGGGACCUUCGACACGGCGGAGGACGCCGCCCGAGCCUACGACGAGGCGGCGCUGCGAUUCAGAGGCAGCCGAGCCAAGCUAAAUUUUCCCGAAAACGCGCGGCUUCUACCGCCGGCGCAGCUAUCCCAGUCAGCCACCAUCUUCAAUCCUCCGGCGCCGGCUCCGGCGCUGAAUCCGAUUCCGACUCCAUCCUUAUUGCAGAGCACCGCCAGAGAUUACUGGGAAUACUCACAGCUUCUGCAAAGCGGCGGCGAAUUUCAGGCGCCGCCGAGUCUUCUCCAGCAAGUGUUUUACGGCUCGUCGUUCGCCGGACUUUACUCCGCCGCCGCGCCUUCGCCGCCGGCGUCGCAAUACCCAUCUCUGUUCUCGAGUGGUCAGACCAUACAUUUUGCCCCACAAGGAAACUCGCAGCCAACGCAAGGCGGUGGUGGCGGCGCUGCCGCCUCGACCUUCGCCGCGCCGCCGUGGAGUUCCGGCCAGUAUCCCCCAACUUCUUGAUUUAAUUUUUACUCUGCUCUUUAUACAGCUCACAGUAAUUGAUUUUUACUUUUCUUUUCUUUCUUAAAAUAAUAAUAAUAAUAUUAGUACUAUAUAUUAUUUUUUUUUUUUGGGUUCAGAAAUGUCGAUCGUACUUUGUACUUUGAUUCAGAGUUUAGGUAUUAUUUACAUUUA
Andrographis paniculata is the source of this 1801-nucleotide messenger RNA. Its product is annotated as ethylene-responsive transcription factor ABR1-like. The transcript has a single exon. Gene Ontology annotation, molecular function: DNA binding; DNA-binding transcription factor activity. The coding region runs from base 362 to 1627 and encodes 421 amino acids. Lineage: Eukaryota; Viridiplantae; Streptophyta; Magnoliopsida; Lamiales; Acanthaceae. Gene Ontology annotation, biological process: ethylene-activated signaling pathway; regulation of DNA-templated transcription. The record is from RefSeq and is a predicted model, not a curated record.